CCAUCCUUCCUUUUCUUUCCAAAAGUUUCAAUCCCAAACUAGCCCUUAAGCCUAGGGUUUAAGCCCGCCACUCCGACCAAAUUCCACAUAACGGCACCAGCAGCACCACCACUAUGAAACUAACUUCACCCGUGAUAAUCGAGAACGCCCACGACGACUCCAUAUGGACGGCCACGUGGACACUAGCCCCAGAAGAUUCUGCCCCUAUCCUACUUACCGGAUCGCUCGAUGAAACCGUUCGGCUCUGGGACCACAAAAAGGACAGUUGCAUCCGGACUAACACCGGCCACUGCCUCGGCGUUGUCUCCGUCGCCGCCAAUCCCUCCUGCAGAAUGGCAGCCUCCGCCUCCAUUGAUAGCUUUAUUAGGGUUUUUGAUGUUGCUUCCAAUAAUACCAUUGCCACCCUUGAAGCUCCCCCUUCUGAAGUCUGGCAGUUGCAAUUUAACCCUGAGGGUACAAUCUUAGCUGCAGCUGGAGGUGGCAGUGCCUCAGUCAAGCUGUGGGAUACAGUUAAAUGGAAGGAGAUAGCUACAUUGUCAAUCCCUCGUCCCGAAGGUUUGAAGCCGUCUGAUAAAAGUGGCAACAAGAAGUUUGUUCUGUCAGUUGCCUGGAGCCUUGAUGGAAGACACGUUGCUUGUGGUUCAAUGGAUGGAACCAUCUCUGUUUUUGAUGUAACACGAGCCAAAUUUCUACAUCACCUGGAAGGUCAUUGCAUGCCUGUUCGCUCCCUUGUAUAUUCACGUGUUGAUUCUAGGGUACUAUUCUCUGCUUCAGAUGAUGGCCAUGUGCACGUGUAUGAUACUGAGGGGAAAACCUUGAUAAGUACCAUGUCGGGUCAUUCAAGCUGGGUGUUAAGUUUGGAUGCUUCUCCGGAUGGAGCAGCAAUUGCAACAGGCUCAAGUGACAAGACGGUUAGGCUGUGGGAUUUGAAGAUGAGAGCGGCUACACAGAUACUUUCGAACCACAAUGAUCAGGUUUGGGCGGUUGCAUUUGGACCACCAGGGUCCUCUCUGCUUGCAAGUGUAUCUGAUGACAAAUGCAUAGCAUUUUAUCAGUACUCUUGAGAAUUGAUUUUGCUCAAAGCACGGAGGAUUAAAGCUUUAUGUUAGUUGUUGAGUCCGCUCCACGUCGCUUGCUGUGAUGAUCAGAUUGUAUCAUUAAACAUAUAGUUUGAUAUCCCAAAAUUUUAGCUAACAAAAUACAAAUUCACUUGUGCAA
Molecule: messenger RNA, 1218 nt
Organism: Coffea eugenioides
Lineage: Eukaryota; Viridiplantae; Streptophyta; Magnoliopsida; Gentianales; Rubiaceae
Product: WD repeat-containing protein VIP3
Exons: 2
Coding region: 114-1064 (316 amino acids)
Cellular component (GO): Cdc73/Paf1 complex
Molecular function (GO): protein binding
Source: RefSeq, a predicted model, not a curated record